Molecule: messenger RNA, 882 nt
Organism: Ixodes scapularis (black-legged tick)
Lineage: Eukaryota; Metazoa; Arthropoda; Arachnida; Ixodida; Ixodidae
Gene: Scp1
Product: sarcoplasmic calcium-binding protein 1
Exons: 5
Coding region: 389-865 (158 amino acids)
Molecular function (GO): calcium ion binding
Source: RefSeq, a predicted model, not a curated record
GUUGGCACGAAGCCAGGCGCUGCCUCGGGCGGCCACGGGCAGCAACAAAGAACACUGCCGGGGCUCAGCGAGGGCUGCGGGUCCAGGCUCCCAGCUCCCGUUUGCCGCCGCUCCCGUUUGCCGCCGCCAACGCUUCGAACCGUCCGGGACGCGCUAUCGGAUUGCAACGCGGCCAACGGGGCCUCGAUACUCGGUGCGGUCCAUUUGCGGACUGUUCUUCAUCGGCGGGAAUUGCGUGGGCCGCAUUGUGUCGAUAGCCGCGGUCAGAGCCUAGCCAACGUGUUCGCUGAGCGUCGGUGUUGUGGAUGAAAGCUGCCAGUGUCCACGCGAGGCUCUAAUCAACCGACCCGGUUUCUUUGUGUGCGCCCAGCGGGACACGUCGUCGGCGAUGGGCUCUGGAUGCUACGACUGGGGAAACCGGGUGCACUUCGUGGUCAAGCAUCUCUACGAUAUUGACAACAACGGCUAUCUGGACAGCCAUGACUUUGAAUGCUUAGCAUUGGACGGCCACGUGACCGUGGAGGAGUUCAAGCAAGCUGUUCAGAACCUGUGCGUGGGCAAGACCUUCGAGCAAUUCCCUCAACCACUCAAGCACGCCAUCAACUGCAAGUACGCCACAGCGGACGCCAAUGGGGACGGGCUGUUAUCGCUGGACGAAUUCCGACUGGAGUGCAUCAGUCGGCAAGCAAUUCGAGACUUGGAUGAAAUAGAUGACAGCUAUCAAAGGCUCAUCACGGACGAAGACCGAAAGCGGGGCGGCAUCACCCUGUCUCGCUACCAGGAGCUCUUCGCCGAGUUCCUGGGCUGCCCGGACGUCUCAGGCCAGGGGAUCUUCCUGUUCGGUCCGCUGCCGGACUACGCCUGAGCUCGCCUACCCAAGAG